Lytechinus variegatus (green sea urchin) is the source of this 647-nucleotide messenger RNA. RefSeq lists its product as uncharacterized. Bases 24 to 647 code for a protein of 207 amino acids. The transcript is spliced from 3 exons. NCBI's taxonomy places the organism in Eukaryota, Metazoa, Echinodermata, Echinoidea, Temnopleuroida, Toxopneustidae. The record is from RefSeq and is a predicted model, not a curated record.
CCAAAUGUCAUCUGUCUUCUGAGAUGACUUCUAGAAUGUGGCCAUGUCUCAGAUCUUUCAAAUCACUGAAGCAUCUUACCAUCUCAGACUCAUCUCUCCGCUUCCCUCCAUGUCCUCCUGAGCUACCAUUGGUCACAAAACUAUCAGUCAAUGGAAUGACGUCGCAAAGCUAUAAUGGUCUAAUCUCAUCGCUUCCUGGUUUGGAAGAUAUUGAUAUCACGAUGGGUGAUGCAGAGGGAGACAUUGCUCGUUACACCGCUGUUCUUCGUAGGACAGCAGGGCAGAAACUUAGAAGCAUCUAUCUCCAUUGUCCAUCAUCACUUUUACCAGAGAGGAGCCGUGUUUCGAGAGAGACAAUGAGAGGACUGGGUCUGGUCAUCAAAGAACAUACACAGAACCUGCAGAAGCUCUAUCUGCAAAGGGUGAAGUGUACAGACGAAGAUGACUUAGUUUACCUAAUGGAGUGCUGCAGACGUGUAAAGACGAUGGAAAACGUUUGGUUCGUUUACUGUGGGACGAUGAAGAAUGGCAGGCUGGAAUCUCACCUCAAGCAACUUCACUAUGGAUCUUCCGACAGUCUCUAUGUGCAUGUUUGCCAUGACGAUAUUAGCUGUGUUCGCUAUUUCAUCCCCCACACUGUCGAUUGA